Molecule: messenger RNA, 748 nt
Organism: Thamnophis sirtalis
Lineage: Eukaryota; Metazoa; Chordata; Lepidosauria; Squamata; Natricidae
Source: RefSeq, a predicted model, not a curated record
ACUAUAUGAAGGUAAAGAACUGACAGAAUUUGAAGAAGCCAUGAGGAGACUUUUUGAGUCAAUCAACAAUCUGAUGAGAAGUCAACAUAAAACAGCUAUUUUAUUACAGAUGGCUGCCUUGAAGUAUAUUGCAUCUGUUCUCCAAGAUGUAGAAACAGUCUUUGAUGUCAGAUUGCUCAGCCAGCUUUUACAUGAAUUUUUCACCUGCAUUCCAGCAAAGUUGCAGAAGCAAAAAGUUCAAUCAAUGACAGAAAUUGUACACAGCAGUCUCUUUAAAAAACAAGAAUGUAGAGAUAUCCUCCUCCCGGAAAUUACCAAAGAACUGAAGGAAUUACUGGAUCCAAGUGUUGAAAUGCAAAUUAUACCACAAGACAAAAAAUAUUGCAUUGAAUUACUCAACAGCAUCCUAGAAGUUCUCAGCUGUCAAGAUGCAGCAUCAACCUAUCAGCACAUACAAGAAAUAAUGAUCCAGUUGCUGCGCAUCAUUAACAGGACUGUCAUUAGAAUGGGAAGAGAUGACCCCUUAAUCGUGAGUCAUUCAUUUUGUAAAUGUACUUUAUUACCGGGGCUUGGGAUCAGAGAUGGAUGGUGGCUAAAUCUUACUAAAAUGCCAUUUGUUUGGUUACCUAUAGAGAAUAAGAAUUUCCUCCGAGAUGCCUUGGCAGAAUUCCAAAUUAAAGUGGAAAAUAAUCUCACCUUCUUUCAAACCUUUGCUAUACAGAUAAUUGGUGUGCAAGAGGAAAGUUAG